Orbicella faveolata is the source of this 1880-nucleotide messenger RNA. Its product is annotated as roundabout homolog 2-like. The record is from RefSeq and is a predicted model, not a curated record. NCBI's taxonomy places the organism in Eukaryota, Metazoa, Cnidaria, Anthozoa, Scleractinia, Merulinidae.
ACUUCGAUUUUUUUUUAGAAAAAUCUUAAGUUUGGAUGGCGACCGACAAUCUUCGCUUCAUGUUGAGAAACGUUAUUGCUUACGGUUGUUCAAUAAACUUAUUAUGAUCAUGUAUGAAAUUUUUUGAAUAGAUGAUUAUUGCAAAGCAAGCACCCUUAAUUUUAGGCAGUCCUUUCAUCGUGUAAAGCAUGACACUUAUUAUUUUAAAGUACAAAUUUAGUUUGCCCCAGUCUGGCGUAAUGUCCCGUUGUGUACCGAUGCAAGAAACUGUUGGGAGGGAGGACUUAAGUACACCUUAAUUUUAAACGUGAGCCUAAAGGUCCUAGAGUGUCAAGUAAAACGUUUUAGCGUUACAACAUAAAAUUUAAUGAAAAAUAAAAGCUUUCAAAAUGAGAGCCGUAUUUCCAGAUAAACUUUCUAAUUAUAAUAUUUAAUUAAAUUGUUCUCGUUAAAUUGUCAACAUUCAUAAAAAGACGGGAUGUCUCCCAGUUGCCGAAAAUCCUCGCGCAAAGCAUUUUUUCUCCAUUUUUUUUAAAUCAGUAAAGAUUUUGUUAUGAUGAGCGCUGCAAAGGAGGUAAUCUUUGCUAUUUUCUUUCCUGUCUUAGAAACGUUCCUAAUGUGUAUGUUCAGCAGCUGUUUGAAUUAUUAAAAUAACUAAGUACAGGAAGUUGAAACUUGGGAAUAAUCGUCUUAAAUCAUUGACUGUGGAUCGUGCAUUUUGACAAAGACAAGUGCAUCUUCUUCCCGACAUGACAUUUCACAGAUCACUAAAUUUUACAGGGGAAAGGAGGAAGAAACGAAGAAUCGUCAUGCUCUUGGUCAUGGCUUUAUAUGUAAUCGUCGUUGAUGCACAAAUUGACUGUGUCCAUGUUGAAUCUCUACAUGAAUAUCCUCGAGCUCCUUCCAUGUCGCUAAACAUUUUGGAAUUUCCGGGUGAGGACGUCCUUCCAAUUGGCUACGACAUAACAAUCAUUUGCACCAGUAACUCUUCAAAGGAGGGAAGUCAUCAGGCUGCUCAACCUUAUUCGAUCCAAUACUAUUACAACGAGAACUACGAUGACUAUAUAAAGGAUUGCGAUGGCAGCGGAGAAUCACUGGUAUGCAAGCUUUUCAUUCAAAAUGCCAGUAAGAGCGAUUCGGGUAAAUAUGAAUGCGUGUCAGAGAAUAGCAUGAGAUGCACGAAGGAUAAACUCACAUUGAAAUUUAAAGGUAAGUCGUGACACUACCCCGUGAUCUGUUGUUGUUAUAAUGGCGUUCUUAUAAUUCAACGAUUAGCAAAGUAUUAGCCAUUAGUGUGCUGAUUAAACGGGUAAAACUACUUCCGUUUUCAGCUAAACAGCAAAUCACUAUAAAGUACGUCGUCGAUGACUGCGCGACGACGAACUGACAGAGACGAACAUGCUCAGUUCCUUGCAAGUGUUAUGAACUGACUUCUAGUCGUCAUCGUCGUCGUCUUCCUCUCAUCGUCGAUGCUUAAGUUCCCUAAUUAAAAGCCCCAGGUUAAAACGUCUUGCUUAAUUUGGAGUCAUUAAAUUUGGGUAAUUGCAUUUUGAAUGUUUUGUCCUGAUGAUUUAUACGAGAUUAGAUCUUAAUUAAGUGUCAUUAACAGUGGAAAGUAUUUUAAAUGCAGACCCAUUACCACCAUAUUUCAAUGUCGAUCUUCCAAGUCAGAGAAACUUUUCCGCGGGAAGUACAGCGAAUCUGAGCUGUCACGCGUCAGGUAUCCCCCGCCCAGUCAUCACGUGGUUCAAGGAUGGUCAUCGCGAGCCAAGCUUUUCUGUGAAGGAAUUUAAAGGUCACUCCAUACUAGCUUUUGACUCUAUUCGCCUGAACGACCAAGGGAAGUACUGGUGCGAGGCAAACAGCACUGAAGGCUGGAA